AUGGCAAGGAAGCAGACCCUGGUACUUGUGAUGAUUGUCAUUAUCUAUUGCGACGUGCGUUUUCAAGACAGCUACUCAAAGUUACAAUAUGGAUACAGACUGGAUAGAAAGGUGAUAACUUCUUUUGUUGAAUUCAGCAUUUUAGACUGUGCUGAGGAGUGUUUGAGAACAACACGAUGUAAAUCCGUGAGCUAUUACAAAGGAUCAAAUUUCUGUGAAAUAAACUAUGAGAACAAAUCGUCGGCCAAUGACAUAUUCUUGGAAAGUCCGGGGUGGAUCUACAGUGAACGGGAGGAUUGGCAUAUUGGUAUUGUAUCUUCUUGUUCGGCAUCAAAUUGUUCCAUCAAUGAAAAAUGCAAACCCUUACCAAUGGGCAAGUUUGAAUGUGUUUUAUCAGAUUGCGGCAUUCCAUCCCAGUGGGGGGUGAAUCUGAGCAGCGUCGGUAGAUGGGAAGGAAUUGGGAUUCACAGAUUCAUGAAACUUGACUGUUACCAAAAUUGCAGUCAGUCUGGUUCACCGAUGUUUGUUUGCGCACCAAACGGACAGUGGAAAACAAACAUGAAAUGUGGGUGUGUAUCGAGCUGGAUAGAGUACCAGGGUCAUUACUAUUACCAAGGUGAGAAGAGACUCAAAUGGACAGACGCCAAGCUGGAGUGUGAGAAGAGUGGUUCUCACCUGGUGGAGAUCAGGAAUCAAGAGGAGUCAGACUGGCUUGCCUCCACUUUUCUCGACAAAAGCACUUGUCCCUCAUCCGUUUAUGAGGUUUGUACAGCCUGGACAGGGGGAAACGAUCGUGAUAUUGAAGGUCAAUAUCGAUGGAGCUACUCCAAUGUGAUCAUAACCUUCACCGCCUGGUACAGAGGUCAACCGAGUGUAGGUUAUCCUGCACAAGCAGCGGAAAAAGACUGUGUCGACCUAUUUCGAAAUGGCAAAUGGAAUGAUAGACCAUGCUCUUACCUUAAUUCAUUUAUUUGUGAAAUGUCCUAUGGACAGUAGAAUUAUACUCUAAUUCUCCAGAAACACAAACUCGAUGUUUCUCAAUAAUAUAUUAUUUUUGUGAUACUUCACGUACAAUUAUCUUGCAUUCUAUCUCGUUUCUACAAAGAAUGAGGUAUAUUACUGUGUAUAUUUUAAGGUUAGCAUAUGUUAAAAUUUCCUCCUUAUUGCAAGUACAAAUGUAAAGUCAGCUCUUAUGUAUUAUAGUAAGUUACAGAAAUGUAGCAAAAAAGUAGAGAAAAAUCCUUAGAACUACCCAGUAUCGAAACCGGGACCUUAUUAUAUCUAA
This is a messenger RNA of Ostrea edulis (European flat oyster), 1285 nucleotides long. RefSeq lists its product as uncharacterized. The coding region runs from base 1 to 996 and encodes 331 amino acids. NCBI's taxonomy places the organism in Eukaryota, Metazoa, Mollusca, Bivalvia, Ostreida, Ostreidae. The record is from RefSeq and is a predicted model, not a curated record. The transcript has 6 exons. Gene Ontology annotation, molecular function: signaling receptor activity.